This is a messenger RNA of Eptesicus fuscus (big brown bat), 837 nucleotides long. It is a transcript of the gene RALA, whose product is annotated as RAS like proto-oncogene A. The transcript is spliced from 6 exons. The coding region runs from base 154 to 774 and encodes 206 amino acids. Gene Ontology annotation, cellular component: plasma membrane. Gene Ontology annotation, molecular function: GDP binding; GTP binding; GTPase activity. NCBI's taxonomy places the organism in Eukaryota, Metazoa, Chordata, Mammalia, Chiroptera, Vespertilionidae. The record is from RefSeq and is a predicted model, not a curated record. Gene Ontology annotation, biological process: Ras protein signal transduction; regulation of exocytosis.
GCCAGCCCUGCCGCGGCUUCCGGUGCCCGUGGGGUGGCGGACUGGUUUGCGGUGCAGAAAAAAAGAAAAAAGGAAGAAAGCAAAGGAAAAAAAAGAGUGCCACAGUCUCACUAACAGAAUUCUCCUUACUCCUUUGGUGAAAACUGAUACAAGAUGGCCACAAAUAAGCCCAAGGGUCAGAAUUCUUUGGCCUUACACAAAGUCAUCAUGGUGGGCAGUGGUGGUGUUGGCAAGUCCGCUCUGACUCUGCAGUUCAUGUAUGAUGAGUUUGUGGAGGACUAUGAGCCUACCAAAGCAGACAGCUAUCGGAAAAAGGUGGUGCUGGAUGGGGAGGAAGUGCAGAUCGAUAUAUUGGAUACAGCUGGGCAGGAGGACUACGCUGCCAUUAGAGACAACUACUUCCGGAGCGGGGAAGGUUUCCUCUGUGUGUUCUCUAUUACAGAAAUGGAAUCCUUUGCAGCCACAGCUGACUUCAGGGAGCAGAUUUUAAGAGUAAAAGAAGAUGAGAAUGUUCCGUUUCUGCUGGUUGGUAACAAAUCAGAUUUAGAAGAUAAAAGGCAGGUUUCUGUAGAAGAGGCGAAAACCAGAGCUGAUCAGUGGAAUGUUAACUAUGUGGAAACAUCUGCUAAAACACGAGCUAAUGUUGACAAGGUAUUUUUUGAUUUAAUGAGGGAAAUUCGAGCCAGAAAGAUGGAAGAUAGCAAAGAAAAGAAUGGAAAAAAGAAAAGGAAAAGUUUAGCCAAGAGAAUCAGAGAAAGAUGCUGCAUUUUAUAAUCAAAGCCCAAACUCCUUUCUUAUCUUGACCAUACUAAUAAAUAUAAUUUAUAAGCAUUGCCA